This is a messenger RNA of Linum trigynum, 3275 nucleotides long. Lineage: Eukaryota; Viridiplantae; Streptophyta; Magnoliopsida; Malpighiales; Linaceae. The record is from the annotation of a GenBank genome assembly.
CGUGAAGCCGAACAAGUCUCGCCGUCCUGCUAUCGACCACGUUCAGUCGUCCACCGUCGACGGGCUCUCUUUUUCUUGCCCGUCUCUUGUAGUACCUUCUUAUCUAUCAUCUCCAUUCGCAGACCGCAGUACCUUCUUACGCUUUCCCCUUUGAUCGGCACUCGCUUUAAAGGAUAUGGACGAGCGGGAUUUGGUGUUCUACGGGACGCCGAUAGAGCGAGAAGAAGAGCUUAGCAGCCGUAAGAAGAAAGCCGUCGCUGAGGCUUCCGGUCAGCUCCGGACCCUACCUACAUGGAAGCAGGAGGUUAGAGACGAAGAGGGUCGAAGAAGAUUCCAUGGAGCAUUUACUGGUGGAUACUCUGCUGGUUAUUACAAUACAGUGGGCUCUAAAGAAGGCUGGGCUCCUCAAACAUUUACUUCCUCGAGGAAAAACAGAGCUGAGGUUAAGCAGCAGAGCAUCCUGAACUUUUUGGAUGACGAUGAGAAAGCGGACAUGGAGGGUCGAUCCUUGGCAACUUCAACACAAUUUGAUACAUUUGGAUUUACCGCUUCUGAAGUUGCUCGUAAACAGGCUGAUAAAGAGCAAGAUAAAAGACCAUCUGCUAUUCCUGGUCCUGUUCCUGAUGAACUAGUGCUUCCGGCUGCUGAAUCUAUUGGGGUCAAACUUCUACUUAAGAUGGGAUGGAGGCAUGGCCGUUCAAUUAAGGAUUCAUCCACAGAUUCACUCUAUGAUGCUCGUAGAGAAGCCAGAAAAGCCUUCAUAGCAUUUUCUUCAAGUGACGAUACCAAAUCAAAUAUUGAUGGCGAUGCAAAUCAUGAGAAUGACCAUUCAAAUUCCUUGGAACGACCGGUCAAUGAUGAUAAUCUUUCUUCUCAAUACACAGCUUUGAAUGCACUUCAGCCAAAGCAAGACUUGCACGGUUUGGGUUACGACCCUUAUAAGCAUGCUCCUGAGUUCAGAGAAAAGAAAAGGUCACGUGUAUCUGGUACCCAAGGGCCUGGCAAUAGUAAAGCUUUGACAAUCAGUGAUAAUCUGUUUGGUUCCAAGUCAGGAAAGGCUGGACCUGGUUUUGGCAUUGGAGCGCUAGAGGAAUAUGAUAUUGAAGAUGAGGAUGUCUAUACCACUGCUUAUGACUUUGAAGAUACUGUCGUCCAAGAAGUAGAAGAUUCCUCCAAACCGAUGACAGACCAUAAGCAUAGAUUGACCUGGAAGGAACCAGGCAUUCUUCCUGGCUUCAAAGUUGCAUCCAUUUCCGAUUAUCAAGUGGAAAAAUUUAAUGCUCCUGAAGUUCCUAAGGACUUUGUUCCACGCCACAAAUUUGCCGGUCCUUUAAAGGUUGAAGAUAAGACUGCUGUUCCCCCUCCCCCUGACGUUCCACCCCCCCAGGAUAGUAAUAUGAAAGUCUUAAUUGAGGGCGUAGCAACAUUGGUUGGUCGAUGUGGUAAAUUGUUUGAGGAUCUUUCUAGAGAGAAAAAUCAGUCCAAUCCAUCAUUUGGCUUCCUUAUGGGUGGAAACGGCCAUGAGUACUAUGAAAGAAAAUUAUGGGAGGCGCAACAAAAGUAUAAAGAUCAGAAGAAGUUGCCUUUGCCUUCGGAUGGAAAAUCUUCUCAGAAGACAGAGAAGAUGAAUGCUGAGAACCGUGGCAAAAUAUUAGGGGAGAGGCCUCUAGAAAGAAGCUCAUCUAGCUUAGUGUCACCAGAUGUCAACCUGCAAUCCAAUCUUUCAGAUACCUUUAUGAAACCCUUGCAAUUUAGUGAGCUACCUGAAGUAUCAAAGCCAUUCAAAGACAACUCUGCAAAGCAGGAGAGAUUUCAGCAGUUCCUCAAGGAAAAAUACAAAGGAGGACUUCGCUCUGGAGAUUCAGGUGGAGCUAGCAAUAUGUCAGAAGCUGCUCGUGCUCAAGAGAGAUUGGAUUUUGAGCUUGCAGCUGAAGCACUAGAGAAAGCAAAUCGCGGCCAACAAAGCAAUUUGUCUGCACAACAAUCUAUGGAUUUCCUCACCAGUGCUGGCAUGCAAUUCACUUCUGCUGGUGUAGAGAGUAAAGAUACUCUGGAUAAAGAUUUUGAAAUGAAGAAAAUGUACCCAAAAAGGGAAGAAUAUCAAUGGCGACCUUCACCUGUUCUUUGCAAGCGGUUUGAUCUUGUUGAUCCGUAUAUGGGGAAGCUGCCGCCACCUCCUAGGAUGCGAGGCAAGAUUGAUUCUCUCGUAUUCAAAGCAGAGUUUAUUCCAGUUCCCAGGAUAGAAGACAAGACUGGUCAAAACCAAAAUCGCUCUUCCGGUGGUCUACAAUCAAGUGCCCAAGGAGUAAGGGAUGGUUCAGCCGAUGAGGAAGAAGAUGAAGUCGUGGUGGAAUUUGAAAAUGUAGAGAGGCCGGUCGACCUCUACAAGGCUAUUUUUUCAGAUGAUUCUGACGAGGAAGCCGAAACGUCCAAAGUCAGCAAAGUCGAAGACCCAGAAAAGAAAGUAGAAGUGGCUAAUGCAACAUUAAACCGUUUAAUGGCUGGCGACUUUCUAGAAUCAUUAGGCAAAGAACUGGGGCUGGAGGUUCCUCCUGACCUGCCGCCCUAUUCUCACACGAACCAGAACCCAUCUGCUCUGGAGAAAGAAACCACCGGUCUGAAUCUCAGAGAUGGAAGUAGUGUGAAGAUGGUUGCGGAAGUACCCAAGUCAAUGGAUGAUCAAUCUCCGCCUCGUGGUAAACUUGAUGAGGUUAAGGUGGUGAAGAUAACUGAAGAAGAUAGAAAGCAGGAGAGUCCUCCACCUUCGGAAGACAGAAUGGAUAGAAGGCAUUCCAAACGCCAACGCCGUUAUGACAACAUCAGUGACUCGUACAGCUCAUCGUCAGGCGAUGACAGCGAUCAAGACCGUUACAGCUCAAAAUCAAAAGGCCGAAGGAAGAAAGGUUCCUCAUCCAGAGACAAGAAGAGCAGUAGUAGUAGAAAGCAUUCAAGACGACGUCAUCAUAGGGGAGAUGAGAGCAGGGAAUACAGCAGCAGUAGAUCUUCUCGUCGGGAGAAAGAUCGUGGAGAAAGCAAAAGAGAGAAGCGGAAGCGGAGGGAUUGAAUGUAUUGUUGGGGUGACCGAAGGGUUCUUGACAAGGGAAACCGUAAUUCGAAGUGUAGUUAACGGUUUUCGUGGGUAAUUUUCGAGCAAGCAGGAUUCUGGGUGCCCUUAUGCUUGAAUGUCUGUUGUAUUAGUGCAUAUAGAGAUACAAUAUUGGAAAGUUAACGGUCAUUUGGACGUGGAAUAUGGGAAAUAUACAGGGUCUAUUAGU